AUGUUUUCAAUCACGCACGAAUUUCACGAUGAAAGCAAAAUUCUGAUUUACCAGGUAGGUCUAGUUGGUUAUUCUGGAGGUGGUAAAUCUACUUUUAUAAACUUAAUCAUAAGGCUAUUUGAUGUUAAAAAAGGUAAUAUACAGAUUGAUAAUCAAGUAGUAUCGGAAGUUACACAGAGUUCUUUGAGGCAACAAAUAUCUGUAAUACCUCAAGAACCAUUGUUGUUUCAUGAUACUAUUUUAGCAAAUAUUAUAUAUGGUAAACUUCAAUCUACUAUCGAAGAAAUAAUAAGAGCUGCAAAGCUGGCUGGUAUUCACGAUUUCAUUAUGACUCUACCCGAUCAAUAUGAAACUGUAGUCGGAGAAAAAGGCAUAAAGCUAUCUGGAGGGGAAAGACAAAGAAUAAUCAUAGCGAGAGCAUUUCUAAAAAACGCUCCGAUAUUAUUUUUCGAUGAGCCAACUAGUCAGUUAGAUUCUAUAACAGAGAAAACAAUUCAAAUGAGUUUAUUUAAGUUGAUGGAAAAUAAAACCACCAUUACUAUAGCACACCGUAUUUCUACACUUUUACAUAUGGACCGAAUUCUAGUAUUUAACAAAGGAAAAAUUGUCCAAGAUGGUAAACACGCUGAAUUAGUUUCUAAGCAAGGUCUUUACAAGGAACUUUGGAAUGCUCAAAUUGGUUGUUUGAUCUGA
Drosophila ananassae is the source of this 693-nucleotide messenger RNA. RefSeq lists its product as uncharacterized. Bases 1 to 693 code for a protein of 230 amino acids. Gene Ontology annotation, biological process: transmembrane transport. Lineage: Eukaryota; Metazoa; Arthropoda; Insecta; Diptera; Drosophilidae. Gene Ontology annotation, molecular function: ATP hydrolysis activity; ATPase-coupled lipid transmembrane transporter activity; ATP binding. The transcript is spliced from 4 exons. The record is from RefSeq and is a predicted model, not a curated record.